Ahaetulla prasina is the source of this 3002-nucleotide messenger RNA. It is a transcript of the gene LRRC18, whose product is annotated as leucine rich repeat containing 18. The record is from RefSeq and is a predicted model, not a curated record. Lineage: Eukaryota; Metazoa; Chordata; Lepidosauria; Squamata; Colubridae. Bases 68 to 838 code for a protein of 256 amino acids. Gene Ontology annotation, molecular function: protein binding. The transcript has a single exon.
ACCACCUGCUGACUUCAACGGAGCACCUUUUCAUGCCCCCUGAGCUGCUGUCUUUUCAGUGAGGGGGAUGGCCAAGGGAGGAGCAAAACCCCCCAAGGGGAAAAAGGUCACCUUGAAGGUUGCCAAGACCUGCAUAAAGAUCACCUUUGACGGGAAGCGCCGCCUUGACCUGAGCAAGAUGGGCAUCACGACGUUCCCCAGGUGCAUCCUGAAAUUGGAGGACAUCGAUGAGCUGGAUCUCAGCAGAAACAUGAUUAAGAAAAUCCCAGAGGCAAUCGAUAAAUUCCAGAAUCUGCGCUGGCUGGACUUGCAUAGCAACCAGAUCGAUAAGCUGCCAGAAACCAUAGGGAACCUACAGAACCUCAUUUUCCUGAAUCUCUCCAACAACAAGCUCACCGCCCGGAGCUUGCCCAUGGAGCUCAACCAGCUCAAGAACCUGCGAAAUCUUAAUAUCGGCCUCAACCACAUCGACAACCUCCCAACCACCCUGGGAGCUUUGAAGGAGCUCCAGGAAGUUGGGGUGUUUGAUAAUCUGCUGACACUGAUCCCGAACAGCAUCGCAAAGCUCCCUAAACUGAAGAAGCUAAACGCCAAGAGGAACCCCUUUCCUGGACCCACUGAAGAGGAAAUCUUUAUUGAUAACAUCAAACGCCUUGAGACGCUCUAUUUGGUAGAAGAGAAAGACCUUUGCCCUCCAUGCUUGAGAAAAUGUCAAGAAGAGAGGGACAAGCUCAACAAGCUGAAGAACACAGUGCCUGCCCCUCUCAGAAAGCCAAACUUUUCAAGCCUCAUGACCCCCAACUCCCUGGCAAAGGAGAACCAAGCCGAGUGGAGGUGAAGAGGCUGGCAGGCCCAGCCCCACCAGGGCGACUCAGCAGUGUGGAGGGAGGGAUGUGGCCCAACGGAGCAACUUCACCUCCCUUCCUUAGGAAUGAUCCUAACUAAUAAAACAGCUCUGAGUCACAUAUACCUCUAUGACUCUCACAGACACAUGUCAAUCCACCACACAUCCCCACAGCAAGAGAUCAGACUCUAAAAUCUGUUACCCCCAGCUUCUCUCCAGCUUGCCCCUGGAAGCAGACCUCAAAUAUGUACCAUAGCUGCAGUGAAGACCUCCCCUUCCCUCUUCUGAUCCAACAGAGGUGGGCUGAGCCUUUGGGCAGCAGACACAAGAGGUAUCCCAAGGUAGCCCAGUGCUGGAGACAUCUUCUCUUCUAGUUCUCAGAGAAGUUCCCGAGAUGGUUGCAGGCAGGAUGCUACCAACAACAAAGGAAAGGGGCAAUUCUGCCUUUUGGAACCAGGAUAGUUUCCCUCUCCAGUUCCAGACGGAGCUUGGGAAGAAGGGCCAAGGAUCGUCCCCUAGGUCCCAAACCUUUCCAACAUUACCAAUAUUUAGGAGCCAGAGGGCCUGAGCUAGCAAAAUCACAAAGGGCUGAAAUUCAUUCUUCUGAUGAUUCUUGCUCCUGGCUCAAUCCGGUCAGGGCCCAAGGAUCAUUAGAGACCAACCAGGCUACUUACUCCAGCAUGUCUUUCUCUUGCCAACAGAUCAUAUCUUACACCUCAACAUAGUGAACAACAAUUGCAAUUAUUUUGGCUCCUUUCAAAAUUCUUUAGAUAUUUGGCCUAAGGAAAAAUCUCUGACUCCAUUUUGAAUUUUACCUGACAGAGUAUUUCGGUAGCCCUUUGAUUGUGAACCUUUAGCAUCACAUCAAUCAUUGAAAUGCUCCUCGAUGUGGUGCUAUGCCUUUUCUUGCCUUGUGCUUGUAAGAGUUAAUGCUGGCAACCUUCGUAAUUUCAUACAGAAAUUACUGUUUACAUUGUCCUAUUUUAUGCCUGAGCUCAACCCAUAAUAGAGUUUUGCAGUUUCUCUGUAUCUUAGAGUGUCAGAUGAAUUAGUACAUUGAGAAUUUCCAAAUGAGUUCCUUCUCUAGCAUUUAAACAUUGGCCAGGACACAAAACCUUCAGAAUCUCAAAAGAUGCAUCAUUGCAAGCAGAACAAAAGAGGUUUACAGCCUAGGGCCUAAGACAGCAUUCAGGUUAUAAAGAUGGACAGUGAUGCCCCCUCCCAUAUUUGAGUCACACGACUUUGGUGUGUAGAAGGUGACUCUCCAACUUUUACGGUUAUGGAGAUAUGUUGCACAAUUGUUGUGUGAACAGUUGUGAGGGUUCUUGGGUUAUGCUGCCACUGACAAUAGGACAGUCCCUAUUGUUAGUCCCCCUAGGUAUACCAGACCAGGAAAACAACUCCGCAAGAAGGCUAAAACUACAUUUUGAGAUUGGCCAUAAUUACAGAAUAUCAAAAAUCUAGUUGUACUGUUUCUCUUCCUUAUAGUUCAGCAAAUUCACGACAUGUCUGCUAAAGCUGCUUCCAAGUGUUAUCAUGUUGUUCUGGACUUUAAAAAGUUUCAGCUCCUUUUGCCUCGGUUCUACCAUAUUUCCACCCAGGUCAUCCCUAAUCUCUACUCCUGUUAAGCUAUUUCACAUAGGCCUAGGGAAGGGAUUCCCAACUGGGAGUGCGAGAUGAUAUUCCAGGGAGUGCGAAAAUUUGGGUUGAAGUUUCAAAAUUAUAGUGUAUAUGUAUAAUUAUAUGCAUGUAAUUAUUUAUUUUUAAGAGGUUCAAGAAUAUAUCAGAAGCGUUCUAGGGGUGCGGGUUAUAGAAAAGGUUGGGAAUCCCUGGCCUGGGGUUUAUUAGGUAGCAAAAAAACUCUUCUCUGAAAGCGACAAUGUGUCAGCACCCAGAUGUCUAGCAUUUAGUCUUUGCAUGGUGUCUCAUGUGCAUAGGAGAACUAGUCAAAAGAACAUCAUGGAUUAUUGAUAUGAACAUCCAUAAUCCCGUCACAUUUAUGCAGGACAUUUGAUCGUCUUCUAUAAAAACCAAACCACUUCUGCACAGAGCAUGUCCCCACAGAAUAUCCUCUCAAAGGAGCAGCCAACGAGUUCCAAAACACAUGAGGCACUCCUUCCCCACAUACCAGGGAUGCUGCUCCAGCAUGGAGUUUUCU